AUGAGCAGUCGAAAGCAAACUUUGGGGGAGAAGAUUACAGAUGAGCUGAAUAAGCCCAAAAAUAAAGAUAUCGACAUAGAGGAUGUUGGAUUUAAUGACAAGGUCAAUGGUUUGACUAGUGAAUCUUCUGGUGAAGAGGAUGGAUCAGAAAAUGAAGAACUAGAGACACAACAUUAUGUAAAGGUGUCCAAAAGUAGGCUACAUACAAAUCGGGUCAAACUUGGACCAAAGUAUAGCGGGGAACAUGCAUCAAGAUCGGAGAUCUUUGGAUCUGAUGAUGAAAUGCAAGAUAGCAAUAAUUCAACAUCGGACGAUGAUAUUUUGGCGGAUGUUACAGAUUCAUCCGAAGAUGAGCAAACAGAGAGUGUUAACAAAGAAGAAGAAAAUGAUGAGCAGUUGGAGGCAAGUGAUAAUGAAGGAGAUGACAAUGAAAAAUACAAGAGAGAACAACUUAGCCGCAUUUUAAAUAAAGAGAAGAAGCUCACAUUGAGUCGACUUUCGAUUUCAGUGAAGCAGGAUGCUUUGAAAGGAUACAUGAUUUUGCAGCAGAGGGGAAUUUUUGAUAAAGUGUUAGAUGCCAGGAUAAAGUUUCAGAAAGCUUUGACCUGCAGUAAUGGUCUUCCUAUAAAUAUGGAUGCCUAUACAAAAUACAGAACGGAAUAUAGUGAUUCCAAGUUAGAAGAUACGAAAACACAAUUGGAAGACUUGAUACGAAAGAUAGAGCUAGCAAGGGCCAAGUUGCUUGCCAAGGACAAAAUGGGAGAUACAGUUUUAGCUGAUACAUUAGAAAAUCACUCGUUGAAGGAAUCGCAUACAAAUUUGGAAAAUGUGUUAAAUCCAUACAGAAAAAAGGUAUUAAUGAAGUGGUCCAAAAGAGUUCAGAAUGCUUCAGGUGCAACGGCUUUAAAUGCUGGAAAAUUCAGGACUAUCAACCAGAAUGUCUACACACAGCUCGAAAAUACGCUUCAGGAUACUGAUAGAUUAAUAAGAAGAACAAGGGUCAAUAGAAGACAGAUUCAACCUCUUGGAUAUGAAUUGUUCAAAAAGACUAAUGAGAAGGAAAUAAACGAUGAUAGAAGUGAAGAUUCCGAGUCUGAUGAUGAAACUGAAAAAUAUGAAAGUAAUAUCGAUAAGUCAUUGCAGGAAAAUCCAUUCAUAUUUGAUGAUGAUGACUUUUAUAGGGUUCUCUUGAACGAUUUUGUGGAUAAAAAGAUUUCGGAUAAAGAAGCAGCGUCAUCCGCCGCUAUAGUUACGUUAUCAAAAAAUAAAGUUCAUAAAAACUAUGAGCGUAUGGCCACCAAAGGAAGAAAAAUGAAGUAUACAGUUCAGGAACAACUGAGAAACUUUGAAGCACCAAAAGCCAAUUCAUAUGCCUGGAAUGAUGAUCAGAUUGAUCAAUUAUUUGCUUCAUUGCUAGGACAGAAGGUGAAUAUAUCGGAGUCUGAAUCCGAAAAUUCGGAUGAUGAAAAUUCAGAUGAAGAGAGAACUGCCCUAAAGGAUUCAUCUGUUAAAUUGUUUGGUUGA
Brettanomyces bruxellensis is the source of this 1524-nucleotide messenger RNA. RefSeq lists its product as uncharacterized. Gene Ontology annotation, biological process: maturation of SSU-rRNA from tricistronic rRNA transcript (SSU-rRNA, 5.8S rRNA, LSU-rRNA). The transcript has a single exon. Gene Ontology annotation, cellular component: nucleus; nucleolus. Lineage: Eukaryota; Fungi; Ascomycota; Pichiomycetes; Pichiales; Pichiaceae. Bases 1 to 1524 code for a protein of 507 amino acids. The record is from RefSeq and is a predicted model, not a curated record.